Stylophora pistillata is the source of this 5432-nucleotide messenger RNA. RefSeq names its product histone-lysine N-methyltransferase NSD2. Lineage: Eukaryota; Metazoa; Cnidaria; Anthozoa; Scleractinia; Pocilloporidae. The record is from RefSeq and is a predicted model, not a curated record. Gene Ontology annotation, molecular function: protein binding; histone methyltransferase activity. Gene Ontology annotation, cellular component: nucleus.
CGUUGUUCCAUCAAGCAACGCUUCGUAGAGUCGCUGCACGCCGCUAAAGAUUCACUGUUUUAACUUAAUUUUACCGCGUGGAUUUCAACUCUGUCGUCUUCUUGGAUGGCAGCAGUGGAAACCAGAGAUGACAGUGGCUCUUCUGAACCUUCAGAAAGCCCUGCAUCGAAGGAAAGCAAAGCUUCAUCGAGCCCUACUCAAAGUGCUUCUUGGUUAGUCGGCGAUGUCGUUUGGUCUAAAAUCCCAGGACAUCCAUGGUGGCCUUCAAUGGUUUCUUACGACCCAAACACAGCAGUUUCAUUCAAGUACAAAGGAAGAGCAAGAUAUUACCAUGUGCAAUUCUUCGGCCAGGAUCCUGUGCGUGGAUGGGUCUCUGAACGAUCUAUUUUGAAAUUUGAAGGUCGUCAACAUUUUGAGAGUUCCCUCCAUGGAAAGCAACUCAAAAUUGCACAGAAGCGAGUGGCACAGUGGGAAACAGCAGUUAAAGUGGCAGAAAAAGCAAAGCCAAUGAACAGACAUGAGCGGCAACUGUGUUACACUUUUAAGUAUUAUGACAAAAACGAGGGGAAACGACUAGACCCCCUGAAAAUGAAAAAGUUGAAUGGUUUUGCAUCAUUGCCAGAGCAAGUGAAUGGCUUGAUUGAUGAACAUGCUGAUGAAACAUCUGAUCUCAGACAUGCAGAGGGAGCAGAUGCAGACAGCCUGCUCAUGAAUGGAGUGUUACAUUGUGCAAAUGGGCCAAACGAUGACAAAAAGAAGGUUGGGAAGGGACGAGUCCAACGCAAGAGGAAACUUUCUGCUGUAGCGGCAGCAGCAAAGGCUGCCUCAGGCAAUAGUGAAGCACUCAAAAAUACGGAGCCACCAAAGAAGAAAAAGAAAAGGAUUUCUAAACAAAAUAACAUUUUAAAUUCAUCAGAUCAAUUAGAAGAGAAAACUGACCAAGAAGAUUUAAUGGUUAAGUUAAGUUUGAAUGAUAAACUUCAUCUAAAUGGGUCAGAGUUGCAUGAAAAGUGCAAUGGACUUGUUGAGACUGCUGGUGCCAGCACUCCUCCAAAAGUUAAUGGUGAUGCUGCUGCUUUUGGAACAAACUUGGACGUGUCACCUAGCACAGCUCUCAAGUUGAAAAUUAGAAAAAUUACGCCAAAGCAAAACCAGCCAGAAGGGAAGCGGAAGAGAGGGAGGCCGUGUAAACCACAGUUUGUUAUUGUUAGUGAGGAAGAAAAGGACAUGUCUAAUCACUCAAAUGAUGUACAUGUAGAAAAGGAAAAGGAGGUAGAUGGUGUGACAGAGUUACCUCUGUCACCAAAGAUAAAUGAUAAAUCACCCAUAAAGAAGAAAAGAGUACGGAAACCUUCUAGCAAGGUUUUAAGUUCUACCGAGGUUGCAGUGUUGCGCGUUAAGGAAAAAAUGAUGGUAAGAGAGAAGACAAAACUGGAGUCCAAACCUAAAAAGGAGGAAGAAAAGAAGAAGGAAGCUUUUGAGGUGAAUGGUGUGGUUGAGAAAGAGGGCAGUGUAGCUGGAAGUGUCACUUCAUCGAGUAUAGGAGAUGAUAUGGGAAGUGUAAAGAAUGCAGGAACAUCUAAAAGGGAGAAAGAAGCUGUGUGCAUUGUUUGUGAACUACAAGACAAUCUGACAUUUUGUGAGGGUAUUUGUGGAAAUGCUUUUCACUUGGAUUGUAUUGGACUGUCUGUUAUACCAAAGGGGAAAUUUGUUUGCGACGAAUGUGUGACAGGAAACCAUUGUUGUUUUGUUUGUAGACAGACUGGAAAUGUUAAACAGUGCAGUCAACAAUUGUGUACAAAGUACUACCAUGAAGAUUGUGUUAAAACUUUCAAAAGCACAAAAUUUGAUGGUGAUCGCUUUCACUGCCCACUCCAUUUCUGUAGUACAUGUGUUAGAAACAAGUCUUCAGUGUCGAGAGGACGACUGAUUCGUUGUGUGCGUUGUCCUACAGCAUAUCACUUGUCUGGCUGCCUAGUAGCAGGCUGUAUUCAAAUUAGUUCUCAUCUCAUGGCAUGUUCAAAACAUUUCUUACGUGAGAAAAACAAAGCACAUCACACUCAUGUUAAUGUGAACUGGUGUUUUGUGUGCUCCAUUGGAGGUACUUUGAUUUGUUGUGAGAGUUGCCCUGCUGCAUUUCAUCCCGAAUGCAUCAGUUACGAGGGCAUUCCUGAAGGACAUUUCUUUUGCAAAGAUUGCACUGAAGGCAAGGAGUUGCUUUAUGGUGAGAUUGUGUGGGUCAAACUAGGCAUGUACAGGUGGUGGCCAGCGCAGAUUUGCAACCCACGCGAUGUACCCACAAACAUCCAGAACAUGCGGCAUCAGCCAGGCGAAUUUCCUGUCAUGUUUCUGGGUUCACGGGACUACUAUUGGAUUCACAGAGGGCGUGUGUUUAGCUAUCAGGAAGGUGACAAGGGCUCCACAGACUCUGGAAACAGCAAACACUUGGCUAAGAUUUUCAAAAAAGCCCUUGUUGAAGCAAAGGAUAAAUAUGCUGAAUGGAGGACAGCUCAAGAAAAUAAAGCUGAACAGGAUCUCCAAAAGAUGUCCAAGAAACCAGCACCAUAUAAACACAUAAAGGUAAAUAAGUGUACCACAGCUGUGCGAAUAGUUAUUGACCCAUCAGAGCUACCAAUGUGUGACUGCUCAGAUAGUGAAAAUUCUUGUGGCCCGGAAUCAAACUGUCUAAAUCGCAUGCUUCAGUUUGAAUGCAACCCAACAAGAUGCCCUGGAAAGGAAAAGUGUCAAAACCAACAAUUUCAGAAGAGGGAAUACGUGGAUUGUGAACCUUUGAGAACAUUACACUGUGGAUGGGGGCUGCGCUGUAAGGAAGAUGUCAAAAAAGGCCAAUUCGUCAUUGAGUACGUUGGAGAACUCAUUGAUGAGGCCACGUGUCAAGAACGGGUACGGAAAGGAGAGGACAUCACUAACUACUACAUGCUGACAAUAGACAAAGAUUGCAUUAUUGAUGCUGGCCCCAUGGGAAAUCUGUCACGGUUCAUGAAUCAUAGCUGUGAUCCAAACUGUGAAACACAGAAAUGGACAGUGAAUGGAGAGGUUCGGGUGGGGUUGUUUGCCUCGCGGGAUAUCAAGGAAGGAGAGGAGCUAACCUUCGACUAUCAGCUAGAUUGUUUAGGAAAUGAAAAGAAGAAAUGCAAUUGUGGUGCAAAGAACUGUAGCAGCUUCCUUGGAGUGAGACCCAAGAACCAGAUCCAGGAGGAAAAAUCUAAAAAAGUGGACAAGAGGAGAAAGAAGAAGAUCAAGAAAACUGUUGUCAAAGAAGUUCAUGAAGACGACUGCUACAUCUGCGGUGAUGGCGGAGAACUUCUCCUGUGCGACAAGUCCGGCUGUUCCAAGUGCUACCACAGAGAUUGCCUCGGUGGGGCUGUGACAAGCCGUGGAAAGUGGAUAUGUCCGUGGCACUUCUGUGAUGACUGCGGUAAAUGGGCCAACGUCCUGUGCUCCGAAUGCCCGAACUCUUACUGUAGAGCGCAUGCGUCUGGUCAAAUCACAGAAGUAAGUAAUGGUGUUCACGUCUGCUUUGACCAUAUUGUGACGCGCACAAAGACAAUACAAGAAAAGACAUCGGAAACUGAAGACGAUAGUGCCAAACAAGAACCAGAAUUCAGUGCGGGAAUCGAGUAGAGACAAGUUGUAGAUUAUGUAGAAUUUUUAGACCCUAUUUUAGCUCCAGAUCAAUUUUAGGUUGUUAGAUUGCAUCUAGUAGUAGUUAAACGCUAUCGAAUCAUACUUUGUACUAGAAAUUAAGCUAUGCGUAGAGGAAUUCGCAACUGAUAAUGUGAAUUGUUCUCCAGACCCAAUCAACUGUUAGUGUAUCAUAAGUUAUUUUUCGUAGAUGAUCAACUCUUAAUUUCACAAACGCGUUUCGCUUCGGACUUGCGUGUCGAAAAACGAGGGGCAAUGCCGAGUUUUGACGAAGGAGGGAGAAAAAUUUAACAGUUGACCACCAUACCGUUUUGGUGACUGUUGAAAACAACAUGCAUUUUCCCGACGAUUUAAUUUGACAUGGAUAUGUUCUGUAUAUGUUCUUGUAUGCUCCACUUUUUUUUUAUGAAUGAAUACAAUUAGCGAUUUGAAUAAUAUGUUUAAAGCCGCUAAAAAGUGUCAAUGCUGCUUUAUUGAAAAUUUCAGAUCAGUUCCAUUCUGGGAUUGAGAAAAAAUCAUACUUUAAUUUCUUGGUUUUGUAACCAACCAAAACUGUAUCUUCUGUGGUGUAAACGGAGGCUUUCAAUACACACAAGAUUGAUGCAAUUGGCAGCAAUUUUUUAGAUCUGUAUUCCUUUUGUAGUUUGUCAGUAUUCCUGAUUCUGAUUAUGGGCAAUUUAUCCAAGUUUACAAUUGUUUUGAUUUUCAUGGAUUUUCAUACAAAGAAAGCAUUGUUUGUAUGACGGAAUUACAAUUUUGGGGUCUUUUGUUGGACUGAAAGUGGACGCCUUGUGUUUACCCGCGAAGUAGUUAUGUAGUGUGGAGUCACACUAACAGUUUAACUCAACGCGGGGAGAUAGAGCUUUCUUCCCUAAUUUUGAACUCAUGAACAACGACGAAAAGUGAUUAGGGAGGCUGUAGCUAUUUCAAUUUGGGUUAUUGUAAAGUUUUGACAAAGCAGUCGCCAUUUCGAACUUUUAUAUGAGUAUUUAUUUCAGAUUUUAAUUUAUACUAUAGCAGCGUCAAACGUCUUUGCCUCUUUAAGUCGUUUGGAUAUGACCAGUGCUUACUUUGAACGUGGCACUUCUGUGGACAUGGUUAUUCCAGUUAACCACUGGACAAGACCUCAGAGCAGUACUUUUUAGUUUUCUUAGCUGAGUGGUACUGAGGUGGUCAUUUGUGACCAUUACAACAAAAUCUUGAUCAGUACUUUGCUUUUGGAUCCCUGAUUUAAAAGCGUUUUGACGAAACGAACAUUUUUGUGUCAAGUGCCUGCUUUUCUUUCCUCGAGCUUGUGAAAAGGGAUUGGGAUUUCCUUGGCAAACAGCUUUUAUGGUCCGCGUUCAUCUACGGUUUCUUCCCAAAAACGGAGCUAAACUUCAUCGUUAUGUUACGAAAACAUUUGUACAGUUGCACGUUCUUCACGUGGGCACUAUCAAAGCAAAGUUGUCUUUAAGUCUGUUCCCGAAUCAGACUCUAAUUUGUAGCAUGUCGCGUGACUUGCAGUUGCUGUCAUGCAAGUUUUUGCACUAGAGGCGUAACUCCGUGCCCUGGAAAUAAUCAUGGAGGAAUCGAAAUUUUUUUUUUUUUUUCAAACCUAAAAUUCUGUGAUGAUGAAAUUGCAAGAAGUGGUUUCACGCGUUGAAAACGCUUCCAUUACGCGGUAUUAUUUUACCCUGUAACAUGAUCUUGUUUAGUACAGUUAUUGCAGUGUCUUUAAGGUUACAUUACUUGUCUUAAAUAAAAUUGAAAUAAGUGACUGACAA